Messenger RNA from Thamnophis sirtalis, 1737 nucleotides. Lineage: Eukaryota; Metazoa; Chordata; Lepidosauria; Squamata; Natricidae. The record is from RefSeq and is a predicted model, not a curated record.
AUGGAAGAACUUUUGACACACUCUGAUCAGCAUUUUUGGUCCUUUCUGCCUGCAGGCCUGAAGACAAUUGUAGGGGCCCUCAUUCAAUCUGUGAAGAAGCUCUCAGAUGUCAUGAUCCUGACCGUGUUUUGUCUGAGUGUAUUUGCACUAAUAGGGCUCCAACUUUUCAUGGGGAACCUGAGGCAUAAAUGCUUGCUGUGGCCAUUGGACAAUUCUACUUUAGAAGGAAACAUCACUUCCCACUUCAAUAGCACGGAGGGAGACAAUGAUACCUUUGUAAAUAUGACAGUGACCACUUUUAACUGGGAGGAAUACAUUGAGGAUGAAAGUCAUUUUUAUGUUUUGGAAGGACAGCGAGAUGCACUUCUUUGUGGUAAUAGCUCAGAUGCUGGCCAAUGCCCAGAAGGAUACAUGUGUGUAAAAGCUGGUAGAAACCCCAACUACGGCUACACAAGCUUUGACACCUUCAGCUGGGCCUUCUUGUCACUCUUUCGGCUGAUGACUCAGGACUUCUGGGAAAAUCUUUACCAACUGACUCUACGUGCUGCUGGCAAAACGUACAUGAUCUUUUUUGUCCUGGUGAUUUUCUUGGGUUCUUUCUACCUGAUCAACUUGAUCCUGGCUGUUGUUGCCAUGGCUUAUGAAGAGCAGAAUCAAGCCACCAUGGAAGAAGCUGAGCAGAAAGAGGCAGAGUUCCAACAGAUGCUGGAACAGCUGAAAAAACAGCAAGAAGAGGCUCAGACAACAGCAGCUGUGGCAGCAGCAUCAGUAGCAUCCAGAGAUUUCAGCGGCGUGGGUGGAUUGGGGGAGCUCUUGGAAAGUUCUUCGGAGGCAUCUAAAUUAAGCUCAAAGAGUGCCAAAGACAGAAGGAACAAAAGGAAAAAAAAGAAGCAGAAAGAGCUCUCGGAAGCAGAAGAUAAGGAAGAAGCAGAGAGGUAUCCUAAGUCUGAAUCGGAAGACAGCAUCAGAAGGGGAGGUCGCUUGUCCUAUGAAAAGAGAACCUCAACUCACCAGUCUUUGCUGAGCUUUCGUGGCUCUCUGUUCUCCCCGCGGCGCAACAGCAGAACAAGUAUUUUCAGCUUCCGAGGGAGAGUGAAGGAUAUUGGGUCAGAGAAUGACUUUGCUGAUGAUGAACACAGUACUCUGGAAGACAAUGAGAGCAGGAGAGAUUCUCUCUUUGUUCCAAACAGACAAACAAGUGAGCGUCGCAACAGUACUACCAGUCAAAUCAGCCUGUCAUCAAAGAUGGUGCCGGUGCUUCCUGCAAACGGAAAGAUGCACAGCACAGUGGAUUGCAAUGGUGUUGUUUCCUUAUUGGGAGGACCUCCUGCUCUCCCUUCACCUACUGGACAAUUUUUACCAGAGGGCACAACAACUGAAACAGAAAUAAGAAAAAGAAGAUUAAGUUCUUAUCAAAUUUCGAUGGAGCUGAUGGAAGAAUCUGCAGCAAGGCAGAGAGCCAUGAGUAUAGCCAGUAUCCUAACAAAUACUAUGGAAGAACUUGAAGAAUCUCGACAGAAGUGUCCACCGUGCUGGUAUAGAUUUGCAAAUGUUUUCUUGAUCUGGGAUUGCUGGCUCCCUUGGUUAAAAGUAAAGCACAUCGUCAAUUUGAUAGUGAUGGAUCCAUUUGUCGAUCUUGCCAUUACUAUCUGUAUAGUUUUGAAUACACUGUUUAUGGCCAUGGAACAUUAUCCAAUGACUUCUGAUUUCUACCAAGUACUUUCAGUGGGAAACCUG